AUAUAUACACAAAGGUAUAUAUGAUCAUAUAGAACAUAUAACUUCUUAGUGAUCUUACAUAAUCAAAAAUAAAUAACUCUUUUACUAAAAGUUAAAUCACAUGAUAUCUUUCAAGAACAGGGUCAAAAGUGAAAGCUUGAAUCGUUAAUCAUGUGCGUUGUACCUGUUGAAUGUGUGACUAAUGUUAAUGACGAGAGAAAACGAAUUCCACGGGUGUAUGUAGUACAAAAAUGUCUACGAACAAAGUUAUUUUUACUUUAUUAAGAAAUGGAAGUGUAACCAGACCAAUUUUAUGUAGUGAGCAUAAUGUGUAUUGUGCAAGACAAAGAAAUGUGCAUACUUCUGUACAAAACCAAUUCCAUUUACAUCAAUUCAAUAAGGCUGAAACAAAACUUGCAGGAAGUCAAAAACCAGAUUGGAACAGGGCUGUUUCAGAAGCAGAAAAAAUUGUUGGAUAUCCAACAUCUUUCUUAAGCUUGCGAUGGCUUUUAAGUGAUGAAAUAGCAAAUGUAGCUCUGCAUUUAAGGAAAUUAGUAGGAUCAAACCAUCCGCUAUUAAAAACAGCCAAAAGUGUUAUUUAUAAUGGACGUAAUAAUAUGCAAGCAUGGGGUCUUAUUGUAUUGUUGAUAUCAAAAGCUGCUGGUCAUUUAAAUGUGGAUGAUAUGGAAGAAGAUAAAGCUGCAGGUGUUCUUCAUAGUCAACGAGCUUUAGCAGAGGUAACUGAAAUGAUACGUACUAGUCAUCUUGUUCAUAAGGGAUUAGUAAAUAUAGAACCUGGUGUUUAUUUAGAAACAUCAGAAUUAAAUGACAUGAAUUUUGGCAAUAAAAUUGCAUUAUUAAGUGGAGAUUAUUUAUUAGCAAAUUCUUGUGCUGAAUUAGCAAACCUUCGUAAUCAAGAUAUUGUAGAAUUAAUGUCAAGUGCAGUAAGAGAUUUAGCAGAAGCAGAAUUUAUAGGACGUAGGGAUAAUCAAAACAAUCCAUUGCCUUCUGUACCACCUGAAGAUCGUAAUGAUUAUGCAGUGAAGGAAUGGACUCUUAGAAAUGUAUUGAGUGCUGGUGCUUUACUAGGAAAGUCUUGCAAGGGUACAUUAAAAUUAGCAGGACACAGUAAUGAAAUACAAGAACAAGGUUACAAUUUUGGAAAACAUUUAGCAUUAGCAUGGCAAGCUUGCUUGGAUUUAGGUCCAUUUAUUACAAAAGAUCAAAAUGUACCAUUCAAUCUAUGUUCUGCACCAAUUAUGUUUCAUAUUGAACAUGACCCAUUGAUUUUGACAGAAAUUGAUAAAGGUCUGCAAUCUGUAAACAAUGUAGAUUAUGUUAAGGUUCAUAAAAUUGUCACAAUGGGACCUGGAGUUGAAUUGACAAAACAAUUACAGAAAAGACAUUCACAAAGGGCAAUGGAAGUUUUAAGUGUAUUCGAAAAAAGUGAUGCAAGAACAGCGUUGUAUAAUAUUAUAGCAGCUAUGGGGGAUUUCUAAAUAACAAUUUCAAUAAAACACUAACA
Molecule: messenger RNA, 1504 nt
Organism: Habropoda laboriosa
Lineage: Eukaryota; Metazoa; Arthropoda; Insecta; Hymenoptera; Apidae
Gene: Pdss2
Product: decaprenyl-diphosphate synthase subunit 2
Exons: 5
Coding region: 231-1478 (415 amino acids)
Biological process (GO): ubiquinone biosynthetic process; isoprenoid biosynthetic process
Cellular component (GO): transferase complex; mitochondrion
Molecular function (GO): prenyltransferase activity
Source: RefSeq, a predicted model, not a curated record